UAACUCAAAUUUAAGAGAAAACGAAGGGGCGAGAGAGAGGGAGAGAGAGAGAGAGAGAGAGAAAGAAAGGAGGGAGGAGCGAGAGAUGGGGAAGGAUCUGAGCGACGAGCAGGUGGCGUCGAUGCGGGAGGCGUUCUCGCUGUUCGACACGGACGGCGACGGGCGGAUCGCUCCGUCGGAGCUGGGGAUCCUGAUGCGGUCGCUGGGCGGCAACCCGACGCAGGCGCAGCUGAAAGAGAUCGCGGCGGCAGAGAACCUGACGGCGCCCUUCGACUUCCCCCGCUUCCUGGAGCUGAUGCGCGCCCACCUCCGGCCGGAGCCCUUCGACCGCCCCCUCCGCGACGCCUUCCGCGUCCUCGACAAGGACGGCACCGGCGUCGUCGCCGUCGCCGACCUCCGCCAUGUCCUCACCAGCAUCGGCGAGAAGCUCGACCCCGCCGAGUUCGACGAGUGGAUCCGCGAGGUCGACGUCGCCCCCAAUGGCACCAUCCGCUACGAGGAGUUCAUCCAGCGCAUGACCGCCAAGUGAAAAAAAGAAAGAAAAAAGAGCUCAACUACCAUGCCGCUAAGCUUUCCCUUCCCAGCGAUUGGAGUUGUUUCUAAAGUUGUACUGGCAAAGGGAAAAGAAUGCCUGACUUGUUGAAUCUUAUUAUUUACUGGCCAAUCCCUUGAGAACAUUAAAGAUUCUUCGGCUAAUUGGUGUUGCAAAUCACUAAAGAACUGCUCUAAUGUAACUAUUGUCCAAUUUCAGGUUAUACACUGUGAACUGUUGCUGUAUCUGCAUAUUUUAGUGUUAAUUUAAUAGUAAACUGAUAUAUGGGUUUAAAGGUUUGCAUGUGCUGUCCCUUGUUUAAUGUUGAUAUUCUGCUGGAGCUCCAUUUUAAUAUUUUUAUAGAAAAUUUAUUCUCAAUUUGCUUGUUCUUGCUUUAUUGGACCUGCUCUAGCAUUUGGACUAGCUUUAAAAAAAUUAUGAUACACAACUAGUAUCUGUUAAAUUUGUGUUUCUGCUGUUAUUCCAUGGAAAUCAUGGACAUUCUGCACUGACCCAGAUACGGAACUAGCAUCCCCUUCAACUUAUUCUUGCUUUUUCAGUUUUUAUCCUCCCAUAUUUUUCUGUAUGAACAUUUCCCUUACAAAUCACAUCAUCCCCUAACUUUUUGGCAGCAUGAUAAGAUAUGUAACUCGUCUUGAAAUGUUCUAUCUGUCAUGUAUUUGUAACUUCUGAUAAUUAAGUAUUUUCUGCUAUUCUAGAACUAUCUGGAAUUAAGCUAUCGCUUUCUUGAAUCCUGCA
Ananas comosus (pineapple) is the source of this 1291-nucleotide messenger RNA. Its product is annotated as probable calcium-binding protein CML7. The transcript is spliced from 2 exons. The record is from RefSeq and is a predicted model, not a curated record. The coding region runs from base 86 to 529 and encodes 147 amino acids. Gene Ontology annotation, cellular component: myosin II complex. Gene Ontology annotation, molecular function: calcium ion binding. Lineage: Eukaryota; Viridiplantae; Streptophyta; Magnoliopsida; Poales; Bromeliaceae.